GGUCUCAGAGGUGCUCGGCACGGGCCAUGGGGAGGGAGAGAGUGUGUGUGUGUAGUGGUCGCUGAGGCAAGGCGACGGCUUCAGCAACACUCAAGUAUGUAUGGUAUGUAAGUAUGUGCGCAUGUACAUGUGCAAAUAGCCAUGUGCGUAGGUCUGGUAAUAAUGCGCUGAGCACACCCGGCAGCUGCAAAGGGGACGUGAGUUCGCAGUCAAGGCCAAAUGGACGGCCAAACGUGGAGACGCCGCGUUUCAGGCACACAAGCACACAGGGGUAAACCGGCGCGCAACCCUGAAGACGCCCCUAGCCCGCACCUUUCCCUCUCCCACUGCCAGUCCCCACUGCUGCCGACCCGAACUAUUCACCGACAAAGCAAAACAAUGUGUUUGUACGCCUACACAAAAAACGGCCCUUUGACGCCUUGGAGCAUGAGCUGUGGUACCUGCGUGUCUGCGCUAUGCUUAGGGUACCAUCCUACCACCUCGUGCGGCCCAUGUGGCAAUGGAGCCUGCAUUGAUAGUGUAGACCCCCCCCUCUCUCUCUCUCUCCACCCGACGCAGGAACACGGCACAACUCCAUCAGUGUUCAUGAGGCACGCAGAGUCACAGCCAGGCACUGCAUGAGCUAUGAUUGUUUUUUGUCACGUCACCGUCGGCGUAUUUGAUGGCCGUUGGUGCCCCAGAUUGCGCAUUUGCUUUUCGCCAACGGCACACAUGGGAUGACGGCAAAGAAGCAACCCGCCGUUUUACAUGUCUUGCACCUGGUCACAACGGGAGAUGGCUGCCCCAUCAUG
This is a messenger RNA of Bipolaris sorokiniana ND90Pr, 791 nucleotides long. RefSeq lists its product as uncharacterized. The coding region runs from base 220 to 621 and encodes 133 amino acids. Lineage: Eukaryota; Fungi; Ascomycota; Dothideomycetes; Pleosporales; Pleosporaceae. The record is from RefSeq and is a predicted model, not a curated record. The transcript has a single exon.